Messenger RNA from Danio aesculapii, 8677 nucleotides. Its product is annotated as oocyte zinc finger protein XlCOF6-like. The transcript is spliced from 3 exons. Gene Ontology annotation, biological process: regulation of transcription by RNA polymerase II. Bases 106 to 2139 code for a protein of 677 amino acids. Gene Ontology annotation, molecular function: RNA polymerase II cis-regulatory region sequence-specific DNA binding; DNA-binding transcription factor activity. Lineage: Eukaryota; Metazoa; Chordata; Actinopteri; Cypriniformes; Danionidae. The record is from RefSeq and is a predicted model, not a curated record.
CCGCAGAGCUGCGUGAACCCUGCGUCUGUUUUGAUUCCGCUGGAGGCAGAAAGGACUUUUUUAAAGAAAAAAUCCUGGUGAAAUCGAUGUGGCGUUUGAAUAAAGAUGGAUUUCAUUAAAGAGGAGAGUGAAGACAUCAAGAUUGAAGAAACGUUCACAGUCAAACAUGAAGAUCCUGAGGAACAAACGGACCUGAUGCCACCUAAAGAAGAAAGUCAAGAGCCAAGCGAAACAACUGAAGAAAAAUAUCAAUGUGAGAAACAUGAAUUCCCAACUGAAGAAUCGACAGAACAGAAUGUAAAUGCUUUAUUAACAAAAAGAGGACGACCGAAGUCCAACCGACAUUUUAACUGCGGUCAGUGUGAGAAGAGUUUCGAUCAAAAACGAAACCUCGAGGUCCACAUGAGGAUUCACACCGGAGAGAAGCCUUUCAGCUGCAAACAGUGCGGGAAGAGUUUCACUCAGAAAGGAUCCCUCACGAGUCACCUGAGAGUUCAUUCCGGAGAGAAGCCGUACUCCUGCCAGCUGUGCGGACAGAGCUUCACGGCGGAACCGAACCUCAGAUACCACCUAAACAUUCACAACGGAGUCAAGCCGUACACGUGCGACGAGUGUGGAAAGAGUUUCACGCGCAAAGCCACCCUCAAUAACCACAUGAGGAUUCACUCCAGAGAGAACAUCUUAAAAUGCCUUCACUGUGGAAAGAACUUCAGCCACAAAGUCAGCCUCAAGACUCACAUGAGGAUUCACACUGGAGAAAAGCCGUACUCCUGCACUCAGUGUGGAAUCAGCUUCACGUAUAAAGCGUCGCUAGACUCCCACAUGGGAACUCACUGUGAAGACGGCCCGUACACCUGCCAAGUUUGUGAGAAAAGCUUCUCGCUGAAGGGAAACCUUAAGACUCACAUGAGAAGUCACACCGGAGAGAAACCGUUCGUGUGUGUUCAAUGCGGAAAGGCCUUCACUCGUAAAAUAACUCUCAACUACCACAUGGAGAUUCACUCCAGGAAGGACUGUUUUAUAUGCCAUCACUGUGGAAGAAGCUUCACCAGCUUGAUUCUCCUCAAGAAGCACGUGGAAAUCCACUCUGACGACAAACCCUUUAAAUGCCAGCAGUGCGGGAAAGGUUUCCGGUUUAAGAAAAACCUCAAAGCUCACAUGAGAGUUCACAGCGACGAGAAGCCUUACGAAUGCCAGCACUGCGGGAGGUGUUUCAAUCACAAGCCGAGUCUUAAUACUCACUUAAGAAUUCACACCGGGGAAAAGCCUUACACCUGUCCUCAAUGCGGAAAGAGCUUUACCUAUAAAGGGACUCUUAAAAGCCACAUAAGAGGUCACAACAAAGAGAAGCCGUUCAAGUGUGAGCAGUGUGGAAGGUGUUUUGGACGUAGAGGAACUCUUAAAUGCCACAUGAAGACUCACCCGAGAGACAAGCCUUUUAAAUGCCAUCAGUGCGGAUCGGCUUUUACAAACGGGAACCAGCUGAGGGAUCAUGUGACGACUCACAUCGGAGAGAAGCCUUUCAUGUGCGUUCAUUGUGGAAUUGUUUGUUCGAAGAAAGCGAAUCUCGAGGCCCACUUGAGACUUCACGAUCGAGAAAAGCCGUACUUGUGUCGGCAGUGUGGAACGCCUUGCUCAACCAAAGCCAAACUCGACGUUCACAUGAGAGUCCACGCUGGGAAAAAGCCGUUCACGUGUGACCAGUGCGGAAAGGGAUUCCAGCUGAAAGGAAAUUUUACAAAACACAAGCAGGUUCACGCUGGAUUGAAGGCGUUCGUGUGUUUGGAGUGCAGAAAGUGUUUCACGUACGCGGAAGACCUGAAACAUCAUUUGCUGAAUUGCGGGAAGAAAGCGCAAAACCUUUGCGACAAUAACCUGCAGUGCUCUGAAUGCAGGAAGAGCUUCAGGAAGAGGAGCAAUUUUAAGAACCACCUGCGCAUUCACUCUGGAGGAAGGAGAUUCAACUGCGAUCGGUGCAAUAAAAAAUUCCUGUUGCCGUCGCACAUUCGGAUGCACAUGAAAAGUCACACCGAUUUCAGACCUCAUCUGUGCUUCCAGUGUGGAAAGAGGUUUAAGUGGCUCGGAAGUUUAAAAUGUCACCAGAAGAUGCGUACUGAAUGUGUACUGAAGUACAGCUGAAUGCGAAUCACAGCUAAAUGAGAUCGAAAAAAGCAGCGAUACUCUUAUUUCGCUUCUUUCAGCCGUACUCUGCUUCAUACUACCAUGAUAAUAAAGGUUAUUGCACAUUGAAUCAGAAAGUUUUGUCCGUCAUAAACAAUUCGAACAGGGUCUGACUUUUUUUUUUUUUUCUUCAGUUUUUCGUAUCUCGGAUUUUCGGAUAUGAAUACGAAAAAAAACGUAUGCAAAAAUUUCGGAUUCAGUGUGCAAAGACCUUAAGUGUUAAAUUGUUUACUCAUCCGUCAACAGGAUUUCUGUAGGACAAUGAAAAUCACAACUCCCAUGAUUUCACACACAAUGGGCCCUAUCAUACACCUGGCGCAAUGCGCGUCGCAAAUGUUAUUUGCUAGUUUCAGCUUGACGCAAGUGUCAUCUUAACGUUUUGCACCUUGCUGUUUAAAUAACGAAUGCAUUUGCGCUCAUAUAGGCGUUCAGGUCUAAAAGGGAGGUGUGUUAAGGCGCAUUGCUGGUAUGUUGCUAUUUUGAGGAACUAAAAUAGACUACACAAUAGACUAGCUGAGAGCAGGUCUAAAGUCCAGCGCAGAGCGCGUCAGUUGUGCACCUCGCUUACGCAUUGCUUAAAACACGCAGGAUGUACAGCAAUACGCAAAUAUGUUUACAAAUGAAAGAGAAUUAAAGGGUUAAAAUAUUACAAAAGUAUUACUUGCUAUUAAAAAAAAAUUUUAGUUUAUUCUUGACAUUUUGCUUUUGUGUAAUGUUGAUAUUAUUAUUAGCGAUAUUAUUUAUUAUAUGCAUAUUUAUAUUUGUUUUAAAAAAACAAGCUUAGAUUUGUCCACCUGUCAGGUUUUGGAGCAUAUGGGACACAGGACGUGUCUUUGGAUAGAACUCAGUUUUUUGACCACACUUUGUUAUAGUUCAUUUAUUCCUUUGCUGGAAAUUAGAACUGAAUUUAGAAAGAGUUUUAAAACAAAUCUUUGCGCUUAACAAAUGAAAUUCAUUACGUAGGCUAAUGGAUGUCUUCAGUGGGGAGCGUACAACACCGUUUCCUUAUUCACGAAAGAAAGUGAAAGUAAAGGCCGAAUGGAGGAGGCUCAUUAUCCUGUUGCUGUAGAUAUUCUGUUUACCAGGUUUCUUAACUGUUUUGAAGUGUUAAAUUUUUCCACUUACAAAGUCCGCCAUGUAAAUAGCAAAUGCGCCAUGGAGCGACGCAACUGACUCUUAAAGGGAAUGAGAGAUGAGACUCUGAUUGGUUUAUUCUCAAGACACACCUAUAACUCUUUAAGAGAAUAAGCUCAACCCUGUUAGACCAUGCGCAGAGCGUAAAUUUCCAUCUUCAAAAUAGCAAAAGUGGAUACGGACACGUCCUUAAUGCUUUUGCGCCCUGCGCUAGACUGUUAAAAUAAAGUCACAGCAUCAUCAAACUGCGGCUUUGUUUGUUGUGAAUGCCCGCCCUCUAGUGGCGAAAAUGACAUACUGUGCCUUUAAGUGUUGCAAAGUCGUUUCAACAUUUAGUACGUUCACUAAACAUGCACUGUUUUUGUUCAACCUUGUCAUGUGAUCUUGUAAAAUAAUGUUAGUUUCUUUCUGUCGGUCACACUUGAAACACUAUAGAUGUACACUUUGAAAGGCAAACAGUUGAGCUGGAUGGAUCUGCUAGUGGUUUACAUUAAAUCCAUUAUAAAUGGUUACAUUGUUUUAGUUACUAGAUUUAUUUAUUUUUUUAAUUUGUGGGAUGUGUCGAGCUUCGUCUUCUUGCGCAUCUGUCAAUCGUCCACAUAAGCAGUCCUCAACUUCUACAUGUGCUGCAGAUUUUUUUCUGUAAGUUCAUUCCUCGAAACAGUUUUCAUAAUGAACAGAAUGACUUUCUAAAUAUAACCGCGGUGCAUGUGACAUUUAUUGACCAAUCAGUGUUUCAGUAAACAGAUAAGACGUCAGAGACGUAAAACUGACCCAGUGUUACCAAAAUGUAGAUUGGUUUUGCAAAUAAACUCAAUCAUUCAUUAAUUUUCUUUCGGCUUAGUCCCUUAUUUAUCAGCGGUCACCACCGCGGAAUGAACCACCAGCUAUUCCGGCAUGUGUUUUAUACAGCGGAUGCCCUUCCAGCAGCAACCCAGUACUGGGAAACACCCAUACACUAUCACAAUCACACUCAAGCUCAUACACUAUGGCCGAAUUAGUUCUUCAAUUCCCCUAUAGCGCAUGUGUUAGGACUGUGGGGGAAAUCGGAGCAUCCGGAGGAAACCCACACCAACACGGGGAGAACAUGCACACUGAAAUGACCACUGGGUCAGCCGGGACUCGAACCAGUGAUCUUCUUGCUGUCAGGCGACAGUGCUAACCACUGAACCGCCCCCAAAUAAUCUCACAAAGUUGUAAAGAUUGUUGGGCUCAUGAACGUUAACGUUCAGAUUUCUGUAACCCUGAAUCUAACUUCACCAAAAUAAAGCAUCAGAAGGAGUAAAUGUAAUAAUGGCUAGAAUUAGUUUCUAUAGUCGCAAGAUUUACAUCAGAGAUGAAAUUAUAACUACACUAGCGUCAGCUCCAGAAUCAUGCUAACUACAUGUCUGAUCCUAUACCUAGCUACUAAGCCAUAGGUCUCAAACUCGAUUCUUCGAUUCCUGCACAGUUUUGCUCCAACCCUAAUCAAGCACAGCUGAUUCAACUAAUCAAGGUGUUCAAGACUAUUAAGCAGGUGUGAGUUGGAGGUGGUUGGAGCUAAACUAUGCAGAGCUGUGGCCCUCCAGGAAUUGAGUUUGAGAUCAUUGUACUAGGCUAUGAAAACAAGCUUCUAAUAAAGGUACUAGAGCACAGGUGUCAAACUCAGUUCCUGGAGGACUGUAGCUCUGCACAGUUUAGUUCUUACCCUAAUUAAACACACCUGAUCAAAGUAAUUAAGUCCUUCAGGUUUGUUUGAAACUGUCAGGUAUAAAGCCUGGUUUAUACUUCUGCGUCAAGUGAUCGGCGUGACCCGCGCGGCAUGCAACGCACGUAGCUGUGCAUUCAUACUUCUGCGGGCUGUUUGUGUUACUCUGCAAUAACACUUCCGAAAUGCUAGCUGGCAGUAGGUGUUUGUGAAGUUUCAUAAACCAAAUUUCGAGAGGAGCACGUGAUAUGAUUGAGCACGUCUGGCCGCUCAUCUGUAAUCAGUAAUAAUCCAAUCAGAGUGAUCCUAGUUUACUAUAAAUGGAUCAUUUUCUCCCUAAUGUUUUAUCUUCGUUUGGAAGAAUCCCCCCUUCCACCCCAUCUCCUCCUUUUCCUCCCUUUUCUAAAGGGGGAGCUCUCGAGACCUACCUGAUCUCGGAUCUCCUGAUAUGCUUAUCGACCGGGCGGGAGCCCUGGGCUCAAAUAUCUCCGAGCUCAGGGUUCUCUCCCGGGACAGCAUGCCAAACCUGCUUUAUACGCCAAGCAUAUCUAAGUGGGAACUCUUGAAAUUCCUCUGUGUCGAAUUUCUUCGCUGGUCUUUUGUUUUUUUCUGAACGCUUUCUUAAUGUACGUAAUUUUGAGGCAGGAACCGGCGGACGUGCAACAACUUUAAUCACAAGGUAAACACAAAACAAAACUUUUCAUCCGGAGCUCCUUCACAGGAUUCCACACUUGUAAACACUCGCUCCAUCGGGCUCACGCGGCUCUCGGUCCCGCCCACACUCCUCAACGCUAUCAAGGCGACCAAUCGGCUUGCGCUUGACGCAGAAGUAUAAACCAGCCUUAAGCUACGGUCACACUGGGCUUUGUGUGUGCAAAAUUCUGUCAUGCGGCGCUGCGAAAAGGGGCGAGAUUAAACAAGAUUAGACAUUAAAAAAGCGAGCGAUUGCUCCAUGUUUUAAAUUUCUGUUGAGAGAGGUCGUGUUUUGAUCCUCGAUUAGUCUCAUGCAGUUAAGUGAUGCGAUUUUACAGGUUAGAGUUCACCAGGCUUGAACUUUGCACCGCAGAAACCUGCGAAACUUGACGCAUGACCCCGCGUUUCCGGUCUGACGCAUUUGCGUGCGUAUGAAUGGAAGUCUGUGGGAAGAAAAGUCAAGUGUGACCGGAGCUUCAAGUGUGCUGGAGUGGGGUUGGAACUAAACUGUGCAGGGUUGCGGCCCUCCAAGAGUUUAACACCCCUGUACUAGAUUAUACACAAUCUACAUAAUUGUUCAUUAGGCCAUGUUUACAUGAACACAGGUGAAAAACCACACAGUUUCACCGUUUGUCCACAUGAAAAUUAAGUAUCAAGUGACUAAAACCGAAACUUUUUGAAAACUUUGGCCGGGGUGAAGAUUUUCCAAAACUCUGUGUGUACUAGAGAUGCGCAGAUCAGCUGAAAUGACACCCGAAUCCGCGGCUUCAUACUAAUCAUCCACCCGCCACCCACACGCACAUAGUUUUAUCUGAUAUAUAUAUCCGCACCCAUCACUUUAAUAAUAUAAUUCUUUGUUUUAGGCAUGAUGAUAGGUCAACAUGGAUAUUAACAGCAGAUUCAGUGAACUAAUCUGCGCAUCUCUGAUAGUAAAAUAAUACGUUAAUCUUAAACAUUUAUUUAUAAAAGCAAAAGUUUGUCUUUAGAUGACAUUUUCUUGAUUUUCAAACAGAUACAGAAAGUAAAAAUAAGACAUUUUGGCUUUUACAGAUACAGGAACAAGAAAACAAAAUGGGUGCCGCUUCAGCCUAAACGGCAGCUAUAUAGCAUCUACUGUGCCUGGAUUCAGGCGAUUCCGCCUCGCCUCCAAAAUGCGGCCAGCUGCACUGAAUGAGUGUUCGCUCGCACCGCGUGUUGUAGGAAUGAACAAGAUUCUCCUCGCAAGGCGCUGCAGUCGUGGAAAUAAGCGAUCUUGUUUCUCCCAGAACGAUAGCAUUUUCCUCUGAUGACUCCUCUAACUGAAACUGAACAGUGGGCUACUCUUGCACUUCAUCCAUUAGCCUAUUAUUGGUCGUCUCAUCUUCCCAUUCUGCAAAGCCCACUCUCUGCUUUUUCGCUGGUCCACUGCCAUGUCCUGCAACAUCCACCCGCAACCGACCCGCAAUUAAUCAUAAUGUAUUUUUCAUUACCCAACCUGCAGAUUAUCCGCAGCACCCGCGGAUAUAACCGCCAUUUGUGCAUCCCUGGUUGGUAGUGUGGUCGUGUGGACACUAUAACAUGAGUUUUCACCUCAUGAUGUCAGUGUGCGCGCGGGUUUCUCCUUUCUGAUUGGCCAACACAGCUAAUUUCACACAAGAUUGAAGCUGCGGUCACACUGGACUUUUCCUCCCAUAGACUUCCAUUCAUACGCACACGAAUGUGUCAGACCGGAAACGCAAGGUUGUGCGUCAAGUUUCACAGUUCAAGGAAGUUGGAAAGUUCAAGGUUGGUGAACUCUGACCAAAUCGCAUCACGGCCAACAGCCGCGAGUGUUUCACACGCUGUGUGCUCGAGCGGAAAAAGCGUGUUAGUCAGUCAGUUAGGCAGUCGCGCCUUUUUCUUUCGUCAAUCAAAUGAAUGGACUGCAGGGUUUCUGUUGAGGUGACAGCAGGGUUUCUGUUGAGGUGACAGCAGGGUUUGUGUUGUCAAUACGACUACGGCGAACUUUUAAUGAUGGAGGAGAGACUUGUGGUCGCUGUUUCAAGUUAUCCAGAGCUGUAUGACUUUACAGAUCUUAAAUAUUUGCUUACAAUUCAGAAAAAAAUAAAAAAUAAGUAAUAAUGGCCUCGAUUUCACUUCUAAUCUUCAGUUUAGCGGUUCAGUUCUUUAGCACUUUUGUAUUGAAGCACUUGUUAUUGUUUAGAAGAAAACACUUUAUUUGACGUAGUACUUUUAAUUAAAUGGUGCAAAGCAUAAUCAUUGAAGAGAGUCUAUCUCAGUCUGUUUUCCGGUUUUUUAAGCACUUUAAGCUCUCGUUACUUUAUUUUUUCUGUAUUAUCGUCAAUAUUUGAAGUCCUUCUGUGCAGUUUUUAUCCAACACCCCCCAGGUGGGAUUCAGGUGUGUUCGAUUAGGGAGAGGUUGAAAAUGUGGACUGCUGGUGUUCCUUCAGGAACAGGGUUGGGAAACACUGCUGUAGACUAUCGAAAAUAUAGAGCUUAAAGGGGCUAAUAAUUUCGACCUUAAAAUGUUUUUAAAACAAUUUAAAACUACUUUUAUUCUAGCCGAAAUAAAACAAGUAAGACUUUCUCCAGAAGAAAAAAUAUUAUCAGACAUACUGUGAAAAUUUCCUGAAUCUGUUAAACAUCAUUUGGGAAAUAUUUUAAAAAAUCAAAGAGGGGGCUAAUAAUUCUGGCUUCAACUGUACUUGAUACAGCAUACAAGGCUUUUUAUCAACAUCUGUUGGGUCGGCGUUCCCUUAAAAUGUAUGACAGUGCAGUUUAGUGUGUUCACGUGCACACAGAUUUAAAAACAGUUCACCAAAAUACCCUUAUAUGUGUGGAAUUCUAGUGAAAUAGUCUCUGUGAGGAAUUUAACCUCCUUGGACUUGUGUCCACAUACAUGGACAGCACAUUUUAGCUCUGAAGUGGCUAUUUCAAAUACUUAGGAUGUUUUAUAUUGUGUUACAGACAUGCAGUGUCAUAUGAAAUGCCCCAAACACUAAU